This is a messenger RNA of Sinocyclocheilus anshuiensis, 1126 nucleotides long. Its product is annotated as transgelin-like. The transcript is spliced from 3 exons. Gene Ontology annotation, cellular component: actin cytoskeleton. Gene Ontology annotation, biological process: actin filament organization. The record is from RefSeq and is a predicted model, not a curated record. Lineage: Eukaryota; Metazoa; Chordata; Actinopteri; Cypriniformes; Cyprinidae. Gene Ontology annotation, molecular function: actin filament binding. The coding region runs from base 1 to 432 and encodes 143 amino acids.
AUGUAUGUGAAAAAUGCUCUCCAAACUGAAAAAGACAAAACCGAGCUUGAUGAGGAAUGCAGCAAAUGUGCUGAUUAUAUCCUGAUCUCUGACACAGGAGAAUGUAAAAUGAUUUCUAAUGCUACUCUUGUUUGCAUAAAUGAGCUGUGCUUUAAUCAUGCUGCUGCUGCUGUGACGUCAGGAAAGGACUUGGCCGCGGUGCAGAGGACUCUCAUGGCUCUUGGCAGCCUCGCCGUUACUAAAGAUGAGGGCAGCUUCCGUGGAGAUCCCAGCUGGUUCUUCAAGAAAGCUCAGGAGAACCGGAGAGAUUUCUCUGAUGACCAGCUGAAAGAAGGGAAGAGUGUCAUAGGUCUGCAGAUGGGGUCCAAUAAAGGGGCGACCCAGUCCGGCAUGACGGGCUACGGCAGACCUCGACAGAUCAUGAACCCAUGAGCCAAGCACUCGCCAGUCCUUCCCUCGGUUCCCUGAGCGUCCCAGCUGAUCAGAGCAACAUUGUAAUAAAUAUAGACUCCACUCAGUACUAAAACAAGUUUCCACACCCAGUGUCAGUCCCUACUUGUAUGAUAUUUGGUCUAAUUAAAAUGUUCUUUGUUGAACAGAGUAGAAUUGAGCGUUUCAUCUGAGUGCAACAUGACUGACUGUGCGGUCUAACCUUCAGCUAUCUGCAAAUCAACAUCACAUCAAAAUGAUCCCUAUUUACUCCUAUUGUAGUGCAUGUUAAUGCAAACAAAAUUUAACUUGCUCUACUUAUGAAACGUCUUGUCUUUUAGGCCGAUUUCACUGAUCAAGCUUAUAUUUCACUACCUGUCAUACAGAAAGACUUCUUAGCAACCAAUCAAUUCCUCAAAGUCAGCUUCACUCGCCUCAGAAAUGAACUGGCAUGCUAUCAACAUUUUGUGUUGAUUUUAAGAGCUCGUCUAAAAUCACAUAACACUGUAACCCAUGCAGACAUACUAAAACACUUUCCCUUUUUGUUUUUAUUCAAACCUCAUCUGAGUUCUUGUUCACAAGAAUACCACACUUCAGUGUAAAAAAAAAAAAAAGAAAGAAAAAAAGGCUAGAUUCAGUAAAACGUCUGCAGGUGAGCAGACCUCCAGUUUAAAUGAUCUCUUCCCGUCUUUCAAAA